Molecule: messenger RNA, 5688 nt
Organism: Yarrowia lipolytica CLIB122
Lineage: Eukaryota; Fungi; Ascomycota; Dipodascomycetes; Dipodascales
Molecular function (GO): lipid binding
Source: RefSeq, a predicted model, not a curated record
AUGACUCCACCUGACGAGCAAGUCACCCUACUGGACAAGAACCCCCUACAAUGUCUAACACAGAUGAGCGACCCACACUUUGCUUCUGGCAAUCAGAACCAGGAGGUCGGGCACUCAGGCGGCCGUCCAGAAACAUAUUUGGACAAUGACCAGUCCCAGAGUUCCAAGUCGCAGGGGUUUGUUGACGGUGUCAUGAGUUCCGUCGGCAUGGGCAAUGGCGACGACUCCAAAACCAACAACAACAACAACAACAACAACAACAACAACAGCAACCAAGGCGCCCAACGAGCUUCCGAAGACUCCUCUAACCCUUCUCUCGGUGACAUGCCCGGACGUGUCAGUCACAAGAUCCGUGACCACAUUGCUCCCAACGCUGCUGUGGUGGAUGCCAACAAGAAGCCCGGUCUGUCCAAGAAGGACCGGCCCGCUGGAACCGCGUUCCCCGUCGCCGGAGUCGCCAAUCAGAAUGCUGUUGACCCCAAGAAAGCCCACCACCAGCAGAACUCGGUGCCCAACAAAGUGGACGACACCCAUAUCAAUUCUCAGGAGCGAACUGCUGAGCAGAAGGCAGGCGCCAUCGCCGUUCCCGACAACAAGCUACCAGGAAACGCAGCCUACCAGAAGAACUAUACUCCCAUGGACCGAAAGGCCACAGCUGACGAGUUUGAUCUGAUCCAAGGUGGUCCCGGUGUGCCUGGCCUGUCGAGCCGAAUCGAGGCUGAGGGAGAAGACAAGGGCAAAGUGUCCGACUCAAUUGAUGGCGCGUACAUCGAGAAGAUGGCUGCCAAGAACAUGGAGAAAAAUCAAAUUCCCGAGCCCAAGAAGCUCGGAUGGAAGCAGAUGGGUGGAUGGUCUGAGGAGAUGGGUAUUACUUCGGACGAGCAGGCCGACGACCUCAUCACCAAGUCCACUCUACUGGAGGAGUACAUUGCCAACAAGUUUUACGGCGACUGGUACCACAACAUUGCCUGUAUUGUGGUGACUGGUGUGCUGUCUUUCCUUGUGGCCAAGCUCGGUGGAGGAACCGCCUGGCUGAUUCUCGUGCUUGCCGUCACCGGAACCUACUAUCGAACCAGUAUCCGACGACUGCGACGAAACGUGAGAGACGACAUUACUCGAGAAGCUGCUGUCAAGAGAAUCGAGAGUGAGGAGGAGACCAUGGAGUGGCUCAACCUGUUCAUGGUCAAGUUCUGGGUCAUCUACGAGCCCGUUCUGGCCGCCACCGUGGUCCAGAUUGGUAACCAGGUGCUUGCUGGCUCCACUCCCGGCUUCAUUGAGUCCAUGGCCAUUGAGUCAUUCACUUUGGGAACCAAGCCCCCUCGAGUCGACCAUGUUCGGACAUUCCCCAAGACUGAGGACGACGUGUCUAUCAUGGACUGGAAGUUCUCUUUCACUCCCAACGAUACCGAGGAUCUGACUGCUCGACAGCUGAAGAACAAGGUCAACCCCAAGGUUGUUUUGUCUGUCCGAAUUGGUAAGGGUGUUGUCUCCAAAUCUCUGCCCAUCUUGCUGGAGGACAUGUCCUUCUCCGGCCACGUACGAAUCCGAAUCCGAAUGAUGACCCUCUUCCCCCAUAUCCAGACUGUCGAUAUUUCCUUCCUCGAGCCUCCGGACUUUGAUUUCGUGCUUAAGCCCAUUGGAGGAGAGACUCUCGGUUUCGAUAUCAACGUCAUCCCCGGCCUUACCUCUUUCAUCCACGAAAUGGUCCAUGCCAACAUUGGUCCUAUGAUGUACGCCCCCAACGCCUUCCAGCUCAACGUGCAGCAGAUGCUUUCUGGCUCUGCUCUGGACUCUGCUGUCGGUGUGCUGGCUAUCACUGUCUACCGAGCCGGCAACCUCAAGGGCUCUGGUCGAAUUGGCAACACAGUGGAUCCCUACAUUAUUUUCUGGCUCAAGAACGAGGAAUGUGGCCGAACCUCCGUCAAGAAGGAUACCUGCAACCCCCGAUGGAAUGAGACCAAGUACCUGCUGGUCAACAACCUUACCGAAGUGCUGCGAAUGGAGAUUAUCGAUUUCAACGACUUCCGAACCGACAAGACCAUUGGUUCUGUCUCCAUGAACCUGGACACUGUCUCGGCCAAGCCCGAGCAGAAGGGUAUCCAUGGCGAGGUGCUGGAGGGCCGAAAGAAGAAGGGAACUCUUAUCUACGAUGCCCGAUGGUUCCCCGUGCUAGAGGGCAAGACUCUGGAGGAUGGUACCACCGAACCUCCGCCCGACUCCCCCUCUGGUAUUCUUCGAGUGGUCAUCAACCAGUGUAAGGACCUGGAUCCCAAGCUAUCCAUGGUUGGCCAACUGUCACCCUACGUCGAGCUGGCCUUCAAUGGUAAGCUGCUGCACAACACCAACGUGAUCAAGCGGUCCAACAACCCCGUUUGGGACGACGCCUUUGAGUUCCUCGUCACAGACAAGGACUCGGGUAAGGUUUCAUUCACUGUCAAGGACUCUCGAGGCAUGUCUUCUGAUCCUGUUAUUGGCAAGAUCCAGAAGACUGUCGACGAUCUGGUUGAGAGCACUGAGGAUGGAGAGGACUGGCACGACUUUGCCGACGCUGGUCGAAUGCGAAUCACUGCUCUCUGGAAACCUCUUGGUCUGUCUGGUGUUGGUGGCGGCUCCGGCUACGUUGAACCCAUUGGUGUGCUCCGAUUCCACAUCAUCAAGGCUACUGACCUGCGAAACCUCGAGACCGUCGGCAAGGUAGAUCCAUACGUCCGAAUUCUGGUCGGAGGAUAUGCCCGAUGUCGAACUCGAACAAUUACUGCCAACCUGGACCCUGUUUGGGACGAGUACAUCUACGCUCCGGUCCACUCAUCUCACGAGCGAAUUACCGUUGAGUGUAUGGACUCUGAGAAAGUGUCUCAUGAUCGAUCUCUCGGUAAGUUUGAGCACCGUGCUUCUUCUAUCAUCAAGACCGAUGACGAUGGUAAUUACGUUCCUUAUGUCGACGAGAAGGGCCAUGUUGGUGAGCUUCAGCUGGGAAAGAAGUCUCCUAAGGGUAGAGUGGAGUUCUACUGCUCCUUCUACCCCUGUCUCCCCGUCAUGUCUCCCGCCGAGCAGAAGAAGAAGGCCGAGAUUGACGAGAAGAAGGCUGCACAGGCUAAAGAGAAAGGUGUUGCUGCUUCCGUCAAGUCCGGCGCCUCCAAGCAGGAGGGUGGUGGAGGGUGGUGGGGUGGUGGAGCUGCCAAGGAAGAUCCUCAGGCUGAUCUCAAGGCUGCGUCCAACGACAACGACGACACCGCCAAGGGUUCCGACAGUGGGGCCAUUGACAGCACUGGUCUGGACGGCUCUGAGGGAGACAGCACUCUUAAGGCUGACACCCCUAAGGCCAUGACUCCCGAGGAGCAGAAGGCCAAGAUCAAGGCCGACACUAAGGCCAAGGCUGCUGCUGCCAAGGACAAGACCAAGGCCGCUAAGGCUGCCGAUAAGGCAGGUGCCCAGAGCGACAAUGUUAAUCCCAAGUCCAAGGGCGUUGACGAAGACACCACCGAGGAGGCUGAUCACCCUGUUGGCGGUGUCGAUGAAUCUUCCGGUGGUGAUGCUUUUGAGGGCAAGCUUGACUGGCCUUUUGACAAGAUUGUCUCCCACGACACUGGUCUGCUGCCCUUUACCAUGAAGUCUUACAAGGUAAUUGGCGAGAAGGAGUGCUACCUGCAGGUGCUGUUUGACGAGUUUGCCAUUCCCAAGUGGUCGUCUGGUAAGAUCAAGGAGAACAAUCCCGAAUGCAACGAGACUUCGGACGCCAUGAUUCGAGAGCUGUACAAGUCCAAGAUUACCGUACGUUUGACUUCUCGAAAGAGCAUUGAGACUGACGAGGAGCGAAAGGAGCAUCUCCUGGGGUCGCAUACCAUGAACACCUUUGACUUCUUGAAGAGUUCUUACGGAAAGGACUACACCAUGGCGUUUGACACGAAGCGAGGCCAUUGUGAGUGUGUCAUGUCCGCCUGGUACCUGCCUUUGGAGUUCUCCAUUGACCCCUGUGAGUCCCUGGACAACAUGGGCUACCUCAAAGUGUCUGUUCUGGACGCCCACGAUCUGCCUGCAGCCGAUCGAAGUGGUAAGUCUGAUCCUUACGCUGUCUUCGACCUCGAGGGCAAGCGUGUCUUCAAGACCAAGACCCAAAAGAAGACUCUGGACCCGGUCUGGAACGAGUUCUUUGAGAUGGCGAUAUCGUCUCUGAUCAAGGCCGACUUCACUGUCAACGUUUGGGAUUGGGAUAUGGGUCCUGCUGAUGACGAUUUCCUCGGAAAGGCUCGGGUCGACCUUUCCGACAUUAAUCCUCACGAGGAGGCCGUCAAGGUGCUAGACCUCUUUGGUGAGGAUGGAGAGCACGCUGGAUCCAUCCGUCUUGCCUUCAACUUCUCGCCAGAGUACAUUCCCAAGACCUGGCAGGGUAAGAGUAUGAUGAGUGGUGCCGUCGGUACCCCUGGUAAGAUCAUCACCUCUGUCGCUGGUGCCCCCAUCAAGGGUAUUGGCUUUGUGGGCCAUGGUGUGCACCGAGGAGCUUCCAAGCUCAAGCGAGCCAUCUUUGGCCGACACAAGGACAAGGGUGACGAGGACUCUGAGGGAGAGAUGCGAGAAGACCCCAAUGAUGGCGAGACUCACGGUUCUGAGCACGACCUCAACGAGAGCGAGCCUGGAGUGUCUCAUUUUGGCGGUCCUUCUUCUGCUCGAAACCCCCAUGCUGCUGACACUGACACUGGUGCCACUUCUGGCCACCCUCAUCUCGGUGGUGCUAUGGACGGUGCUCACAAUGCUGCUAGUGCCGUUGGAGGCGCUGUUGGAGGUGCAGGUCAUGCUGUUGGCGGGGCCUUCAGCGGUCUCAAGGACAAGGUGGCAGGUCAUCGAGCUGCCAACGCCAGCUACGAUGACGAUCCCAACGUUGAUGUUGAUGCCGUCAACGAGGGCCAAGACCAGCCUCGACGGUCUGGACUCGGUGCUCGGAUGAAGGGCAUGAUGGCUUCCAACCACGAGGACGAUCCCACCUCUGCUUCUCCCGUGGACUCUGCUGAUGGUCAGCAGGGUGGACAUCACAGCCACAAUCCUUUUGGCCGAAUCGAGAGAGACUUCGACAAGGUUGGCUCCAAGAUCAACCCCUUUAACCGAGGAGGCAACGACAAGGGUAACGAUGGUGAUCACAAUCUCAAGGCUCCUGCCAUGCCCGAUGCUCGAAAGUCCAUGGAGCGGAAGUCUAUGGACUCGCAUCUGUCUCCUUCGGACACUCGAGGCAGCAUCAUGAGCUCUCGAACCGGCCGAACCGGUCGAACUGGCCACUCUCGAGCCAACAGCACUGCUUCCAACCAUGGAGCUGCUGCUCUCUUCCAGGGCGAGACCUUCCCCGGUACUCUAACCAUCCUUCGAGCUCGAGGCUUUCAGGGCACCGACCGACUCCAGGUCAAGGUGUAUCUGUCUGGCCGAAAGGACCGAGAACUGUGGAAGAAGCGAAUCAAACCCACUGAACGAGAGGACUAUGACAUUAACCAGGAGGUGCCCUUCAAGGCCGAGCCCACGGCCAAGCUGGUCAUCUCUUGUAAGGAGGAUAGAACCUUUGGCCGAUCGGAGCAUUUUGGACGAUGGUCGGUCAACGUGGCGGAGAUCAAGAACGGAGAGCAGGAGAUUGAGUUUGGCGAGAACGGUUUCAUGAAGAUCAAUCUUCACUUUGAGCAGCCCGACUUGUCUGAGCGACUGAGUUGA